Macrosiphum euphorbiae (potato aphid) is the source of this 558-nucleotide messenger RNA. The record is from the annotation of a GenBank genome assembly. Lineage: Eukaryota; Metazoa; Arthropoda; Insecta; Hemiptera; Aphididae.
AUGCCAACCACUUGUUGUGUACGUGGGCAAUGGGACGUAACCCGUAGAUUACAGUGGAUACAAGCACUUGACCGAGAAAACUUUGUACCCACAAAUAACAUUUUGAUUUGUGAAUCACAUUUUACUACUAAUGACUAUCAAAAAAGACCUGAUCUCAUUAAGUUAACACAUACUGCUGUUCCAAGAUUAAAAUCCUCUCGAAUGCCAGCAAGAAAACUUCAUAGUCAUUUAUUGGACCAUACUUAUGUGUUGAAACUUCCUGAAGAGAUUAUACCUGAGGUGACUGAGGAUAUAGGUUUCCAAAAAUUAAUUGGUCCAUCAAAAUGUGUAGUCCACACAUUAGAUGCCGAUGAAUCGCAUCCGAGCUUUAAAAUACCUGAAAGUUUUAAAAAAACUUUUCAACCCCCAGAGAAAAAUUGGGAACGCAUUCCAAUGAUACAACAAAAUACUAUACAUGAUUUAAGAAAAAAAGUAAAAUUUCUUCAACAAAAAAUUAGACGGUAUUCCUCGACAAUUGAAACAUUAAAGGAACAAUUGGAUAUAAUGAUUAAUUACUAA